AUGGCAUCGAACCUCGCUCCUGUGAGCGACACCUUGGUACCAUUACCUGAAACGCAUCGCAGCGGCCUUAUUGCUGUUGCAACCUUUGGAUUCCUGUCAUUCAUCGCGACGAGCACUCUUUUCCUCUACCUAACGUACAAGCUGGUGCGAUGGCACGUUGACAAGUCAUCGCGACGAAGCAAUGAGGACCACCAUGCUACCACUACCGACUUAUCACUAGGCCUGUCACAAGCACAUUUCGGCAAGUUCCAAUCGACAACGUCGCAGAACCCUACGGGAGAGCCUCAAAGUCGAGAUGGCAACCUCAACCAAUUUCUCCUGCUGGUGUACAACUUGCUCUUCGCAGAAAUGCACCAGUCUCUGGCCUUCCUGCUGAAUUCAUCGUGGGUAACCUCUGACGGCAUCUUUGUGGGAACAUCAGCGUGCUGGGCUCAGGGAUGGUUCAUUUCCACAGGCGACCUAGCGGCCAGCUGCUUUAUCUCCGCCAUUGCCGUCCACACCUUUCUCAUUGUCAUUAAAGGGUACAGACCACCCCAGUGGGCACUGUACCUCACUAUUGCCUGUUUGUGGAUCUUUGUGUAUGCUCUGGGCAUUAUCGGUAUCCUGAUCACCCAAAAUGGUCAAGCUGCAGGAGGACUCUACGUGAGAGCGGCAGCCUGGUGCUGGAUGAACGUCAGAUACGAGAACCUUCGCCUAUGGCUGCACUAUUUCUGGAUAUUCCUCUCCUUGUUCUUGACGAGCGGACUAUAUAUCCUCAUAUUCUUCUCACUGCGGCGGCGUGGCACGCCUCACCUGCCAUCUCAUUCCCGAGCGCCGAGUUCGUCUACAGCCCGCGCAGACGCUUCUGAGAUAGGGGGUAGCCGCCCAGGAUUUCUUGUAUACCCUCUUAUUUACGUGUUGUGCACCGCACCAUUGGCGCUUGGACGAAUUGCAACCAUGUCUGGGCGAGACGUAAGCGUAGCAUACUUCUGUUUCGCUGGAUCAAUGAUUGCAUCCAAUGGCUGGCUUGAUGUCCUCCUCUUCUCAUGGACGCGCAGUACCAUUAUCUUCACGACGUCGCCAGAUCUGGGCGAUGCAGGACUAGAUACCUUUACCUUCAUAAGGACGCCUCCCACGAGGCGCUAUGGAAAUAUGGUAUGGGUUCAGGGCGCUUCGGGUGGAAGCACGAACCGGAGCAAUGAUGGCAGCCGGGACCGUCGAGGUUGGUGGAAAAUCGGAAGUACUCGGGGUCAUCACAGACCAGACCGCGGAUCCGCCGGGUGGACUCGUCGCGGCUCCAGCAGUGUUAGCCAAGAGUCGCUACGUGGCGCUGUGGCCAACGAAAUACAGCUUGACACGGUGACAACAGUUGUGGUGGAGAUAGACAGUAGAAAUAAGGAGCCAGCGGGUUCCGUGGACAGCACGGAGAAGGGUAUUGCCCCCAGUCUCCGUAGUGAGUUGUAG
This is a messenger RNA of Neoarthrinium moseri, 1443 nucleotides long. RefSeq lists its product as uncharacterized. Lineage: Eukaryota; Fungi; Ascomycota; Sordariomycetes; Amphisphaeriales; Apiosporaceae. Gene Ontology annotation, cellular component: plasma membrane. The coding region runs from base 1 to 1443 and encodes 480 amino acids. Gene Ontology annotation, molecular function: G protein-coupled receptor activity. The transcript has 3 exons. Gene Ontology annotation, biological process: adenylate cyclase-activating G protein-coupled receptor signaling pathway. The record is from RefSeq and is a predicted model, not a curated record.